Molecule: messenger RNA, 773 nt
Organism: Eupeodes corollae
Lineage: Eukaryota; Metazoa; Arthropoda; Insecta; Diptera; Syrphidae
Gene: DCTN6-p27
Product: dynactin subunit 6
Exons: 3
Coding region: 131-703 (190 amino acids)
Biological process (GO): mitotic spindle organization
Cellular component (GO): dynactin complex
Molecular function (GO): dynein complex binding
Source: RefSeq, a predicted model, not a curated record
UUUUUGAACACAUCCAAACUGUUAUACAACAUUUGACAUUUAAAUCUCUUCUCGAGACUGUUCUACAUUUAAUAUCAAUCGCCUUCGACGACAUAAACAAUUCUGUAAAUUUUAUUAAUUUCCUAUUAAAAUGCCAGGAACGGAGAUUAGUGAUAUUAAAAUUUAUCCUAAGUCGAUUGUGUGCGAGGAUAGUCAACUAAGAGGUGACAUCACCAUAUCCAGUGGGUGUGCAAUCCAUCCAAGUGCAACCAUAAUUGCAGAAUCUGGGCCAAUUAUUCUCGGCGAAAACUGCAUCGUCGAAGAAUACUCUACCAUUGUUCAUCGUAUCCCCAGUGACCACCCUCUUUUUGAAGAGGGCAAAACUCCGGUCCUAAUAAUCGGACCGAAUAACGUCUUCGAAGUUGGAUGCAGAGUAGAGGCCUACAAAAUCGGUGAAAAGAAUGUCUUCGAGUGCAAGAGUUUCGUCUCGCCCUAUGUGUCUGUGUCGAGCGGAUGCAUCAUCGGGGCAGGUUGUAGUGUUCAGGGCAAGCAAGAUCUCCCCGAAAACACUGUGAUCUAUGCAAAAGACUGUCUACAAAGGGAAGCUAUUGAAAAGCAAGGAUCUCAAACAUUACAAAUUGACUUCUUGAGAAAGGUCCUUCCAAACUAUCAUCACUUACGGAAAGCUAACUACGAUCCCAAGAAGGCCCGAGCUCAAAUCUAAAUUAUUUAAAAACAUUCAGUCUUUUCACAUUCUUAAUAUGAAUUAAAUCAUAACUUUAUUUUCGUUGAAA